GCAGUAUUCACAUCAAGCCAUUGCACGUCUUUCCGCUCACAGGCAACCAACCCUAUCUAUCAACCCGUCAGACAGUCAGCCGGACUGCCUGUCUGUCUGCUCCAGCAGCUGCGAGUAGUCCCUGCGGACCUGCCUCACGUGAGAACUCGCACUGAUCCGGGCGAAAUAGACCUACACGUACAUGCACAUGACACACAUGGAUGCACAGACCAUGCAUGUGUCUGUGUCCGACCUUGCAAUGGUAUGCGUCGUGGCAGGCCGCGCCCUCCCACGCCGACCCCGCACAGUGAGUGCAGAGACGAUUCAACAAACCAAGGCGAUCUUCAGAGGCACGAAGCCGACUGUACAACUGAUCACACCGACAUACACAGAUGGACACAGCUUGCAAGCCCCAUACGUGCAUCCAGCCAUCCAUCCAGCCACUGCAAGUCAUGUUGCAUACCUUUAGGAUAGCGCCUUGUGGGUCAGCUGCACAUCGGUCGCACACUGAUGGGGUGGCGGGGGCCCUCACAGGGGAGCACGAGCGGCGACCAUGGCCUGUGGAUGCACGAGGGGUGGGGCGGGACGGCAAGGGGGGCGGCUUGACCAAGUCACUGUCUUCCUCUGCGUCGAGGUCGAUGAUUAUCGGCUCGGAGGGGGCCUCCUUCUUGACCACCUCUGGCUCCUCCUCCUUGACUCGCUUGACGCCGCGUGGCCGUGGGGGUGAGGGCGCCUCGCUCUUGAUCUCUCGCUUGAUCUCCGUCUUGACGGCAGCAGCAGGGGCACCAGCAGCAGCGGGGGCAGGGCGGCUUGGGCGGCCGUCUCUCAGCACACGCAUCAGGCCCGACACGGCACUGUCUGACACGCCCUCUUCCCCCUCCUCUGUCUUGACUGACACACCAACGCCGCCCCACUCCGUCUUCCUCCGCUUCCUUCUCCCGUCGCCCUCGCCCGCCGCCCUCCGACCUGCUGGCCGCAUCGGUGCGCCGCAGACGGCACAUGCACUGGCUGGGGCGAAGAACAUGUCCAUGGUGUUGGAUGCCGAUGGCGGGGCGAUGGGCGGGGCGUUGUACGAGGGAGGAGCAACAGCAGCUGCUGCAGCGACAGGCCCAGAUGGAUAGGGGACGAGUGACAUCCCGGAGUUGCCAUUGCUGGUUGGCGAGUCGUCCUCUUUGACGGGGGUGCGGGGCGACGGUGCAGGGGGCGGUGUGGGUGUGGGGUAGGUGCGCUUGACGGGCUUGGGCAUCUGGUUGAACCACCGCUCGACAUUGACUUCGGGACCGAUCAGAGCGAAUAGCCGAUCGAUGGCCGGGAUCAUCUGCUUGGUGAUGUAGUAGGUGGCGUUGAGAUGCAGCAGAGGCUGACUCGCCCACGCCGCAUACUGCUCCCUGCUGGCCUGAACCCAACAUACACGUACCGACCAAUGAACGUCACCACGACUGUCGCCCCCGGCACCCUCACCUCAGGCUCGAGUGGCGUCAGCGGGCAGAGAGGCUUGGACGCUCCCUCUAUUCUGCUGGGUGGCACCACCUGAUCGAUCAGCCGGCUGCCGGGCGGGCCAUACGCCACGGCAAAGGGGAUCCGUUCGCUCAUCUGUGGGGUGGCGGUAGGGUCACUGGCGAGGGAUGCGUAUGCGACGACUGCCUGUGGGGGCAGGGUGUGUGCGGGGCCGCCUUGGUUGGCGGUGUAGGUGCCCAGCCGGACCUCUCGGUGGAAGAUGACGUCAUACAGAUUCAACUGAUGUGCAGAAUAGAAAGAAGAUGAGUGCACUUACGUGUUAUCGGGUGCUGCGAUUUCCUCACGUACCUCUGGGCCGCCUCGCAGGAGCGUUUGCCACUCAUUGUAGAGGUACCUCUUCACCUGCAGACAAAUAUGCACAAAGAGGGCCUCGCCCACACCCCAAUCACACCCACCCUGCCCACAUUUCUCACCUGCGAGAGGUCUAUGGUCUCGAAAAUGAUCCUCAGGCACUGCUCAAGCGCCCUCGACGCCACGGGGCACUGGUCCCUCCGCACAUUCUCGAUGCCCUUGGCGUCCAGCCGCGGUGCAGAGGUGGGUGUGUCGUAGGCGUAGCCCACAUACCUCUUCUUGGACACCAGGCAGCAGGGCUGGUAGACCUUCUCCAUCUUGAGCUCCAUGGGCCGGGGGUUCUGCUCACUCACUUCUCGGGCGAUCUCGCGCCCGAUGACGAAGGCAUCCUCUCUUGACCGACCCUCCACCAGCACAAAGAGUGAGUCCGUGUCGCCAUACACCACUCGCGCGCCCCACCUGAGGGCAAACGCAAGAGACCGUGUCGUUUUGCGUGUGGGCCUUUGGUCCGUGUUUGUGGGUUCUCACCUUGGAUUCGCCUCGACAGUGUCUCUGGCCCUUUCCAGGGUGCGUCUGGCUGUCUGCACGAUCGCGUCGGCGAUCUCUCCGCAUGGCAUCCGACCAGAGAAGGAGGCUCCGGUGUAGCCGUAGGUCACGUUGCUGAACAUCUUGAGCCCGAAUUGACGAUGGUUCAAGAUGCGCUGGACAGACACACAUGGAAACAAUCAUGUUUCCUUGCCGUCUGAUCCGCUUGUCUACCCACCUGCAGUCUCGGCUCCUUCAUGGCCUUGUCGUGCAGCUUCAUAGAGCUCUUGACCAUCACACGGGUCCGCAGCACAGCCUCCAGCAGGGAGGGCAACACCCCACGCCUGACCCGUCUCGACACGAACACUGCCUCAUUCGGCAAGAUGUUGACACACCGCUCGUCGGCACCAGGCAGCCGCCCACCUCCUCCCGCUCCCUCCUGCAGCCACUCGAACCUCUCCAUCAGCUCGGCCAUCAUCUCGGGCGUGACGUCGAGCUCAUGCACGCCGAAUUUCUUGGUGAGGUUGACGAGUGGUGAUGAGGGGUCGUGUCUGUCGCCCCUGAGGCGGCCCAGGCAGGUGGAGAAGCAGAUGUUAUAGGCGAUGAUGAUGGACGGGUAGAGGGACUGGAAGUCGAGGACAAUCACGGGGGACCAGUAGAAGUUCGACUCGGGCUCCAUGACCAGCGGCAGACACUCCAAGGCCGUCUGCUGCGUCACCUGAUGGACGGAUCAACACACGGAAAUCACACAUGUGACGAGUGUCCAGCAAUCCAUCCAUCCAUCCACACAUUCCUAUCCUUGCCUGUAUCUUGGAUGCGGACAGCAGGACGUACCCCAGCGCGUGUGCCGCCCUACACAGCAUCGCUUCCACCCGAAACUGACUCCCCCGGCUCAGCACGCUCCAGAAGUCGAUCCCAAAGAGACGCGCAAACUCGGUGGUACGCGCAAGGAGGUCGGUGCUGUCCAUCAGCCCCACCACCAGCCGCACACACCGCAUGACGUAGCGCAGCGCAAAGUGACGGUAUGGGUGCCGGUCGGGCUCGUCUUGGUCUGUGUGGUGCCACCAUGAAGAGAGCGUGAAUGGGGGGAAGUGGGGGACCGUCGUGCCGAGGAGCGUCUGGGCGAGGGCGUGGAGGGAGUACUGUGUAGUCUUGACCUCAGACCUUAGCGUGCGCCACAAGUUGAUGACGAUCCGGCCGCCGAGCGUCACGCCACCUGCACGCAUCAAGGCACCAACCACAUGCAGGCAGGCAGGCAGGCAGAACGAUAACUGAUUCUUCCGAAAAGAUCUUCUGAGAGCUCACCUGAUGCAAGUGUGGGCAUGAAGUUCAUCCAUGGCGCCUCAGACGGAUCCAGCAGGUGCGAGUCCACACCGCUCGAUGCCGGCACGAGAGGGCCGCUGGUCGCUCGGGGCUUCGGCUUCUGCCCUGUUGAGGCGGCAGGGACGAUCGCCCCACCAGUGGAUUGCCGCCGCUGCUGUUGCUGCGUGACUUUGGGGGGCGGCAGAGGUGCCUGGGAUGGAGGGGGGUUGAGCAGACGUGACAGCUGAGUGGUGAUGGUGUUGUAGCCCAGGUACUGCGCCCGACGGAUGAAGUACCUGAAGCCCAGAUCAAGGAAAGCGCAUGGAUGUACACAUGAGUGUGCCGUGUGCCAGUCAUGGUGCCCUCCCUCACCCGAUGGAUUUGCUCUGCACCUCAAAGCCGACCAGGAUAGACGGAUCGAAGUCAUGGAAGAGCCGCACCACCGCGUCAAUAAGCUCCCCCUCGCUUGCCACCCAGUCCAUCGCCCCAUAUCGCCCCCAUCCCUCCACUGGCAGCCCAUCCUCGGUCACGACGAUGCCGCCGUGCCUGUCGCCCUCGCCCUCCUCACCCAGUCUCUCAUCCCGCUUCACCCACAGCACCGCCACCAUGGCGUCCUUCGCAGGGUCACUAGACGAAGAAGCGCCGCCCGUGCAGUCAGCCAACACCUCCACGGCCAAUAGAGUGCCGAACGACAGCCGAUCGGGCGAUGGGGGGGCGAUGGCUGGUUUUGUGUAAGGCUGGUCCUCGGCUGAUUGGAUUGGGUCGUCCUCGAGCUCGCCGGGGACGAUGUGAGGGGGAGGGGGGCCGAUCUUCCUGUCAGCUGCUGCACCCUCCUUGGCUUGCUUGUUGUCCUCUGGUUUGUCGUCGACCACGAAAACAAUCCGCCCAUAGCUGUCCAUCGUCGUAGUGGCCUUCUCAAGGCCCUGCUUCGCCAUCUCCUCCUUGCCCCUUGUCUCCAUGUAGUCGUCGACGGCCUCUCGCACAGUGGGCGGGGGGAUCCCGUAGACAAAGCGACUCGUCCACACCCGGCUGACGGCCAUGCUCUCGCUCUCGUCAUUGGCGGCCAGGACAGUCAUGUGUGGGUUGCUGCUGACGAGCCCGACGCCCCUCUUGGCCUGCUGGGGGCGGAAUGGAGGAGGGGCUACUGGGGUUGGCAGCGGACGGAUGGUCUGUGGCAGCGCUGACGGGGGGAUGUCUGCCGCGUCAGAGUAGUGGGGGUGCUGGGACGGGGAGGACCCGGGCAGAGGGGCGGCAGCAGCAGCUGAUGCACUGGCAGCGGCAGUAUGGGACGAUGCUUGCAUCUUAACAUCUUCUGACGCCCCGCUGUCGGCUUCCUGCUGCAUCUGUUGGUGCCAGGGAGUAGAGGAGGAGGCGGGAGCUGCAGCGGCUUCUCGGCACGCCGACAGGACGUCCUCCAGGUGGCUGCGGAACUCGCCAUUCAUCAGCUCCUCGGCGACGUGAACACGCCUGAAGCCACACAGAAGCAGUAAACAUGUGUGUGCGGGUGUAGCGUCUUCUCUCCAUGUGUCUGAGUUACCUGUCGAAAGGAUCGUUCUUGGCCGUGUCGAAGUCUUCAUCGCGCGGCGGCUCCAUGCCCCUCUCGGUGCGCCGCGAAAUCUCAUCCUGCACACACACGAGGGAGGGACAACACAGGUGAGCAGUCGAUGGAUGCAUCAAGGACACCCAAGCACGACGCACCUGCCACAGAGCAUCGAGCGACUCGGCCACUGGCGGGGCACAGCUGACAUCGAAGUCAAAGGGCACCUUAUCGAGCUCGCCCGCCUCCAUUCUCCUCCUGCCCUCCAUCCACUUGGCCCACUCAACGUUCAAUAUAUCGCCGGCACGCACGUCAGCCUCCAGCUCGCACCGCGUCUGUCGUGCCAUCGAUGACACACGAAUCCCCCGCACGUGCCGUGUCCAGUAGCGGAUAGGCGAGUGUGCUGCUGACGAACUCUCAUAUUGGAUUGGUGGGGAGAAGGAGGGGCGAGAGGGGAGAGGGGGGCGGAAUGACACGCGUGACGGGUCGGCGUGCAGAUCGUCCAUGCCGCGGAGGUUGUGUUCGGCCAGGAACUGCAACAGGUGGGGCAGGUGAACCUCAUAGGGCUGGAAGGCAUGGUUCAUCACUGCGCCACGAUGGAAUAGAGCCGCUACCUGUGACACACACACACAGACAGAGAAAGGAGCAGAUUUCUGGUGGCCAUUGCUCUGCCCACCGCUUUCGUUGCCUCACCCGAUGGAGAUGAGCGGGAUUGACACACGACACCUUGACGAACCGUCUGAACUCCCCGUGAUACCCAUAGAUCCCACGCCGCCACACCACCGCCAGAUCAAAGAUGCAUGCGCCCCGGCCUCCUUCCUUCGUGUAAAUGCUCUCCGCCUCUCGCGCCAUCCUCUGGAGGAACGCAUGCCGCCGGUUGGAUGAGUCGGCAACUUCAUCACUCAUGGCGUCGGUCAGCUGGACAUAGAAGAAGGGCAAGAAGGAGUGGACAUGCAGGGCACACAUCUGGCCGGACGGGCGAAGAGGACCAUAGAUGCGGACAAUGGGCACGAGCUGGAGCUGUUUCUGCGUCAGAGGUGACGACGCAGGAUCAAGAUCACGCUGUGGAGGCGCCAUAGUUGUGUCCAUCGACACGAUGCGAAUGCUGAACCGCGAAUCCAUAAAUGCAUC
Messenger RNA from Vitrella brassicaformis, 6283 nucleotides. NCBI's taxonomy places the organism in Eukaryota, Vitrellaceae. The record is from the annotation of a GenBank genome assembly.